Messenger RNA from Helianthus annuus (common sunflower), 3066 nucleotides. RefSeq lists its product as uncharacterized. Lineage: Eukaryota; Viridiplantae; Streptophyta; Magnoliopsida; Asterales; Asteraceae. The record is from RefSeq and is a predicted model, not a curated record. The transcript is spliced from 2 exons. The coding region runs from base 1 to 3066 and encodes 1021 amino acids.
AUGGAUUCAUGGGGAACUAAAAUCGCCUAUAGGAGAGAGAGAAUUAGGGUUUUUUUUAUGAUGGGUGACUUUAACUCGGCUCUGAAUAUAGAGGAUAGCUCCAUGGGCACGUCUUCUUGUUCUACUGGUAUGCGGGAGUUCCAGGCGUGUGUAGAUGACAUUGAAGUGGUCGAUAUUAAUCGGUCAGGUAUUCAUUUUACUUGGAACCAAAAGCCAAAGAAAGGGGUUGGGUUACUUAAGAAGAUUGAUCGGGUGAUGGGGAACACAUCUUUUCUAGCUGAAUAUCUGAACUCGGUGGCUAUUUUCAAGCCAUAUCGUCUGUCGGAUCACUGCCCAUGUAUUUUAUCGUUCCCGGAUGCUAUGAAAAUGAAAUCGAGGUCUUUUAAGUUCGCUAACUUUCUGGUUUUCAAACCAGAAUUUUUAGAGAUUGUUACUAAAUGUUGGGAUACUCAUGUUGAUGGUGUGCACCAGUUUCGAGUCGUAAAAAAACUUCGUUUGCUGAAAAACCCGCUAAGGUCGUUGCUCUUUAAACAAGGAAAUCUGCAUAAGAAAGUCGACAGCCUUAGAUUGAUGUUGGAUGCGAUUCAACAAAAAAUGGAUCAAGACCCGUCUAAUGUUGCUAUCCGUGAUGAUGAGGCUUCAACUUGCCGAGAGUUACAGGCGGCUUUAUUAGAUGAGGAGCGGUUCCUUAAACAAAAAUCGAAAGUGGAUUGGUUAGCUGCGGGCGAUAUGAACACGGCAUUUUUUCAUUCUUCUUUGAAAGCCAGAAACCAUUUUUCCAGAAUAGAGGUUGUUACGGAUUCGGGUGGGAUUUCUUAUGAAGGUGACAUGGUUUAUAAAGCGUUUGUUCAGCACUAUGAAAGCGUCCAAUAUGGUUCGGCAGUCAAUCACACUAUUCUAGCUCUGGUUCCUAAGGUGGAUACUCCUAAUUCUGUUCUUGAUUACCGUCCCAUCUCUUGCUGUAAUGUUAUUUACAAGUGCAUUAGCAAGAUAAUCACGGACCGUCUUAAGGGGAGCUUGGAUACAUUGGUUAGCAUUAACCAGUCGGCGUUUGUUCCAGGCAGGAAAAUCACAGAUAAUAUUCUUCUCACUCAAGAAUUGAUGCAUAACUAUCAUCUUAACAAAGGUCAGCCUAGAUGUGCUUUUAAGAUUGAUAUUCAGAAGGCGUAUGAUACUGUUAGCUGGUCGUUCCUGGAGUCUAUUCUAAAAAAGUUUGGAUUUCACCACAAAAUGAUUAAUUGGAUUAUGACGUGUGUUACUUCGGUAUCCUAUUCAUUGAGUAUCAAUGGUGAGCUCCACGGUUAUUUUGAGGGAAAGCGUGGUCUUAGACAAGGGGAUCCGAUGUCCCCGUACCUGUUUACUCUAGUCAUGGAGGUUUUGACUCUUAUUCUUCAGCAAGUUGCCACGAAUACUUCUUUUAAGUUCCAUGGUAAAUGCUCUAAGCAGAAGAUAAUAAAUAUUUUGUUUGCUGAUGACUUGUUCCUAUUCUCUCAUGGUGAUAGUGUCUCGGUGAAGCACUUGAAAUUGGCCCUUGAUAAAUUUACGCAGAUAUCGGGCCUGGUCCCUAGCAUGCCGAAGAGUACUGUUUACUUUAGCAAUGUUACGUCCGCUAUGAAAAAUCAGAUUUUGAAUCUUUUGCCGUUUCAAGAAGGCUCGUUGCCUGUGCGUUACCUUGGUGUUCCGCUAAUUUCAACGAGAUUAGCUGCUAGAGAUUGUAAAAUUCUGAUUGAACGUACCCAAAGAAGAAUAGAUAACUGGGUUACUAAAUCCCUGUCGUUUGCAGGGAGACUUCAGUUAAUCAACUCGGUUCUUGCUGCCAUGUAUUCCUAUUGGGCUUCGGUUUUCUUGCUUCCUAUUGGUAUUGUAAAGGACCUGGAGAAAAGGUUACGUAGAUUUUUAUGGAAUGGGGGGAAUCAGGGUCCGGUUCGAGCUAAAGUUGCUUGGAAGGAGGUUUGUACUCCGAAAGAUGAGGGCGGUUUGGGUAUUCGCAGUAUUAUGGAUGCUAAUAAAGCUUUUCUGACAACUCAUAUUUGGAGCAUUAUUACUAAUCGUCCUUCGCUUUGGGUUCAAUGGAUUCACUCGUACAGGUUAAAAGGUAAUAACUUUUGGGAGGUUCAAUGCCGAGGUCAAGUUAGUUGGGGGUGGCGGAAGUUGUUAGCUAUCCGUCCUAGUAUACGGCCCUUUGUUUGGAGUUCUAUUUAUAGUGGCCGUCAAACCAAUGUAUGGAGUGACAAUUGGUGCGCGUACAGCCCUCUUCGUUCGUUUAUUUCUCCUCGUAAUAUUGCUAGAGCUGGUUUCUCGCUUAGCACAACGGUGGCUGAUGUUGUUUCUGAAGAUGGCCAGUGGCGAUGGCCUCAGGCUUGGUAUGAUACAUUUCCAGUUCUCAUUAAUAUUGCUACUAUUCAGAUUACCCCUGAUACGGCAGACCGGUUUCGUUGGAAAGAUUGGGAAGGCAAACUACAGCGUUUUUGUUCAUGGGAGGCAUGGAAUAAUCUGCGGUACAAAGAGAAUAAGGUAGUCUGGGUUAGCUCGGUCUGGUUCAGUCAGUGCAUCCCAAGGCAUUCCUUUCAUUUGUGGUUGGUUAUUAAAAAUAAGUUGCGGACACAGGACAGAAUGGCUGAAUGGGAAGCGGGAAGUGCUACUAAUCUUCGGCUUAUGUGCUGUCCCUUGUGCAGAUAUGACCGUGAUUCUCGGGAUCACUUAUUUUUUGAAUGUUCCUAUGCUUCAGAAGUUUGGAGACUAGUUAGGAAUAUGGUUGAUAUGGGGAGUGUUGAUGACACAUGGGCUUCGGUUAUGCAGUGGAUGGAGCUAAAUGCUAAUUCGAGUUCCCUGGAUUACAUUGUUUGCAAUCUUCUGUUGGCGGCUUCCACGUACUUUAUAUGGCAGGAAAGAAACAAUCGUCUUUUCACUCAGGUGCAGAGGAAUGCUAGUGUUCUCUCCAAGGUUAUUAUAGAUACAAUUCGGCUCAGGAUUAUGGGAUUCAAAACCGGUAGAGACCCGAAGCAAAGGAAGCUUUUGGAUAGGUGGCUGAUCGCGAAGACAAACAUGGAUGUAGACCCGGGCUAG